Pyricularia oryzae 70-15 is the source of this 793-nucleotide messenger RNA. RefSeq lists its product as uncharacterized. The record is from RefSeq and is a predicted model, not a curated record. The transcript has 2 exons. Lineage: Eukaryota; Fungi; Ascomycota; Sordariomycetes; Magnaporthales; Pyriculariaceae. The coding region runs from base 140 to 793 and encodes 217 amino acids.
GAUAUAAGAGGCAUUGUUCAACCCGUUCCGAAGCGAAGGGAAGGUUCCUCUCCGAAGGGGCCAAGGUCACUCAAUUCAUUUGCCAGGGAAAAAAAAACGAACAAUAGCAUCACUCGACCAACAUACAAUCGACGAGACAAUGCAUUCCAACACAGUCCUGUUCAUGAUUGCCGCGGCGACGGGCGUCAUGUCGGCCGAACUCAACCUCUUCCCGGGCCAUGCCGUCGUCAGACGUGAGGGUGCAGCUCGCGAGACUGCGAGCCCCUCGCUACCAAGUAUCAAUGACCCUUGUCUGGCGAGCCUGAUGUCUAUUUCCAAGACUUUGCCGACACCUGGUGCCGAUAUAUUGUCUGCUCUUGCCUCCAAUACCGAGACCAACGCAUGCUCAAUCACUGUUGCCGCCUCGGUAUCGGAUAAGUUCAACGCAUACACAAGCACUAUUCGUAGCUGGUACUCGAGCAACAGCGCCGCUAUUAACUCGGUGCUGUCGCAAUGUCCCAAGCUCAGUUCCUAUGCCGGCGACUUGCCCGUCUGCACUGGCAAAGAUAGCUCAAACGGUGCAUCUUCCACUGCCACCAAGGGCUCUUCUGGCGCAGCUACUACCACUGGGCGUGCGACCGAUGCGGGAUCAGGUAGUGCCACAGCCGCAACGGCCAGUGCCGGCGACAGCUCUAGCAACCCCACUGGCUCGGCUGCCUCCGUCACCAAAUCCGGGUCAGGACCGCGGGAGACAAACUUUGUGGCGGGCGCAGUUGCCGCCAUUGGAUUCCUUGGUGUUGUCGCUGCUUUGUAA